UUGGGCCUUGAAGUCAACGCUUUAGUUCUAUUUCUGCUGCUGACCUUUGUAAACAGCGCGAGUGCGAUAGAAGAGGAAUUCGAGCGAGCAGAACCCGGAGAUGUUCCUUCAUUUACGUACGAAAUAAACAAGUAAGUAUCCAUUCAAGCUUAGUUAAUUUAUUCGAAGAUUCAUUGUGUUAAAGAACCUUUUCGUCUUGUUUUGUAGCUACCUCAUCUGUUCAGUCUGUAAGGAACUAGAAGGGAAAAUUUACGACUUAAGUACCGAGCCCGCUUCGUCGGCAAGAAUAAAAAGAAUUUUCGAAGAGUCUGCGCUAAGAGGUGUAAUCAUCAACAGUCGUAUUAUUAAUGUCUUCAAGAAGAAAAUUUCGCUUCUUUUCUCGGCAUUGAAGAAAGCUGGUCAAAAAGGCAGUCGCCAUGUUAAGAAGCUUAAAGAAAAAUGGCAGAAAGAAACGUACUCAUUCACGGUAUUUUAUGAUGAAAUUGAAACAUGUCAGCUACACCAGAAGAACAGGGGUUUGCGUGGACAAAAGAGAAAGCUGGAAGCAUCCCUCGCAAAUGAACAGGCGAAAAGGCUAAAGGUAGAAGAGAAACUCGAACAGGUACUUAAGAAGACAGAAAAGAAGGAUAAAAACUACAAAAAGAAAUUUAAGAUUCUAGCGCGUAAAAUUGCAAAACUAUAG
Pocillopora meandrina is the source of this 682-nucleotide messenger RNA. Lineage: Eukaryota; Metazoa; Cnidaria; Anthozoa; Scleractinia; Pocilloporidae. The record is from the annotation of a GenBank genome assembly.